UCAUCAGUUUCAAGCUUAUUGUUAUACGCGCGCUUCAUUCUUCUCGUCCUGUUGCUUCAUUCUCGGAGAAGUCACACCAUUCAUAAUGCUACAAUGGAUGGGAGGUUCUAGACGAAAGGUGACAUCGUCUAGAAAGUCAAUACAUAAUAGGCAAAGGCAAUAUUUUGAACAAAGGAAACGACAACAGCAUGUCACUGGAGUGGAAAAUCAAUCAGAUGCACAGAAUCAAGAUCAUUACAGCGAGGAGCCUUGUUCACUGGAUAUUCUCAGCUUAAUAAAUUUGGCAACAAGUUCUCAACAAGGCUAUCGUAGUGAAACCCGUGAACAUGAUGGUUCACAAGACUCUCAAUUUACACAGCUUCCCCUUGAAAAUAUGUCAAGGAAAGCAACCUCUGGAUUACCUGAAGACCUUGAUAAGUCACAUAAGCCUGUGUAUUGCCAUUCUGCACAGACUGUACAAACAGGAUCCAAACCGGGGUCUUCUAUCCAGUCUAAAAUUUCUGCAGGCAAUCUCGUCCCCAGUGUGCCUACUUCAUAUGGAAGCAGCAGUAGAAGUGAUAAAAGGAAGUUGCAAUCCCUGGCUGGUGAACGUACUUCCAACUUUAUUAACAAACUGAGCAAACAAGAAGAAGUACAUGAUGUUAAUGAGCAAUUUUCAGAGGUUUCUGUUCUUGAUUUACUUGAUGAUGGACCCACCAGCAAUUCAGGUAGAGGACCAGUUCCUGAAGGUUAUGUGGCAUUUUCAGUUGAAGGUCUUGGUCAAGUUGGGAUAGGAACCCCUGCUCAUUCACCAAGACGGAAUCUUCCUUCACCUCCAAAGGCUCCAAGGCGGAUGCAGCCUUCGGCAAAGCACAAGUCUUACCAAUACAAUCUUGGAAUAACAAACGAUGAUUACGUGAACCUCGCCAAUUCCUAUGCUUGUAGAGUGAAGUUAUUACCAGCAAGAAGUAUGAUUUUGAGGCCAAACUGCAAGCUGAACAUAUUUCAAUUUGGAUGUUGA
Messenger RNA from Asparagus officinalis (garden asparagus), 1000 nucleotides. RefSeq lists its product as uncharacterized. Bases 86 to 1000 code for a protein of 304 amino acids. The record is from RefSeq and is a predicted model, not a curated record. Lineage: Eukaryota; Viridiplantae; Streptophyta; Magnoliopsida; Asparagales; Asparagaceae. The transcript is spliced from 11 exons.